UUAAUCCGUAUUAUUAAUAGCUUUGCUCUUUAAUGAAUUUCGUUUUGUAUGCAAAUACUGAUAUAUCUCCACCCUUGUGGCAAAAUGGUAUUGGCCAAUGACAAAGUGACGUAAAAGUUUGGCCACUCGCUUAGCAAAUGUAGAGCGCGGACACUGCACUGACGCAACACCUGUUAAUAUGAAAUACGACGUUAGUGCUGAAAACAAUAAAGGUGCCAUUUGUGAUUAUUGCUUAUCAUCAAAUAAAUUAUCCAGAUUCUCACGAAACAUUUACACAAAUUUUACACAUAACUGCAAACAUAGUCCGCUUAUGUUUACGCUAUUACCUUACUGCUUCUGGAGUUGGUGCGAUUUGACUUAUGGUGGCGCUAUUCAACAUAAACGGGUGGAAGUUUUAUAUUGAUUCAAUAAACAGCCAACUUUGCCUACCUACAUGUACAUGUAAAUGUACAUGUACAUGGCAGUUUAUUCAUCGUGCAGUGGCUGAAUUUAGUCCUGAAAUACGAAUUUUUAUAGAAAUAUAAAACAUUUUGGUAUUAAUUUUGCAGACACGACUCGGUAAUAUGGAAUUUCCGUGUCUCGAUCUUUCACACAAAGUGCAGAUUAAAUAUUGUACCUUAUUUUCAGGUGAAAAAUUCAAUACAGGAAAUAGUCGUUAUAUUUUGGGGUUGAUAAUGAUUGAACAAUGCACAAGUCCGCGAAUAUUUUAGCGAUUUUAUUCCACUGUGUUCGUCGGUCACUGCUGCAUACGUUGAUUUGAUUGGUCCUUUGAGUUGAGUGGUGGUUCCAAAUUGAGACGAACAGCUCCGCCCACCUGUUGCAUGUAGUUCAUCUCCUCAGGGUAUUUCCGUGGCACGGAGCGCUGAGCAAUGUUUAUCUCCGCUUGUUCGAGACAAGCUAAUGUGCUGAAUGUGCAUGUAUGUAAACGUGUGUAUAAUAAAAGCAUAUCAGAAACUUAAGUCCUGAAUCUUGUUUAUGUACCUGGAGGAGAGGAGAACGACUUAACUUCCGUCAGAAGUACCUCGGUUAAUCUCGCAAGCAACCUAUCAUUUUCACCAUGGAAAGUUGCCGAAUUACAACGCUUAACGAGCCUGAAGGCUUUUCCCCAUUCAGGGAUUAUCUUGGCCUUGCCAAACUUGUGGUGUCUCAUGCUCAAACCCGCGAGUGUGAGAUGGUCCGCGGCGACGAAAUCAACGAUGACUUCCACUGCAAUGGAGUCGACUGUGGACCAUGCGGACUGAUGCCGUUCACCGUCCCCCUAGUGGAGGGGAGCCCGUGGGGUGACAGCAGUGGCAACCUGCCGUCGAGGACCAACCGAAGCCGACCGUGCCGGCGACAGAUCACUUGGUGCGUGUUCUGCCGCAAUAAUGGGGAGGCCGAGUGCGUCUACGCCUCCCACCUGUUGAAGGACAGCCAAGGCAAGACGACAUGCCCAAUCCUGCGGGCCUACGCUUGCCCCAUCUGUGGGGCGAAAGGUGACAAUUCCCACACCAUAAAAUACUGUCCUGUCAGGCACGCAGAGGAGAUUCCACCACCAGCUCCGCUGAAAACGUCCCGCACAUCAACGGGGAUCAGGAAGACCGGUGCGUGCAGCUCCGUCAACGGGUACAAGCCGACUGCCCACCAGCCGACUGCCGUGGGUGAACGGGUUGCUUGGGACGUCAGGUUCAUUUGAUACACAGGACUGAUAGUUGACUGACUUUCACAUAACAUACGUUGUAAUUGCAUGCUAUGCUUUGCCAGUUCAACGUGUGAGUUUGGUCAAGAAGAAGCAGCAGUUUCUCUUCAGUUCCAAAGCCAGUUGACCCAAGGUUGACCAGUGAGUGCCUUACGCAUAAUUAUUACUUUAUGACCAUAAUGACGCUAUAUGUAACUCUGCAAGUUGGCCCUGCUUGUACAUAUACUUGUUGUUUUGACAUGUUUUCUCACUGACAUCUUCAAACAACAUUUCCAUUGAAAUCGGCAAUGUACUGUGGUUUUAUUGGGGGUAGAUGUUCUCACCCAUUAAGUAUUCAAAGUCAGUAAUAAUUACUUUUGUAAUAUGAUUUCCCAAAUAAUAGAAUCGAUAGAAUCGGAUGAGUGUCAUUUAUUUGAAGGAAUGUGACAUGACACCUUGCUUGCUGUAUCAUGUACUUGAACAUGGGCUACCUGUAAUUUUAGAAUUAAAUUAAGCCUCCUACUACUAGUACUAGUAAUAAUCAGUAGUAUGGCGCAAACCACUCUGCGGUCUCUCGUUUUGUGAAAUUAUAAACCAGUAGGAUAAUUUCCAUUGUGGAAAUUUCCAUUCCAUGAUCUGUAGGCUACUGAGAAAUAUUUUGCCAGUCACUUUUCACAUAUAAUGGGUUUACUAAAUGCUGAGAACGUUUAUUUUUCUCACUCUUUGCCACCAGCAGACUAAAUGUUUUGUCUCUACAAAUGUGUGACCUGGUUUUAUACUCUAAAUUAUGCACGUUUUAUAUUAGUUGGUGAGAAAUGGUAUCCUAAAAAUAGAACUGAGAAAGAAAACAGGUCAAUAAGAUACACAUUGUAUUUUUCAUUUCCGGUAUUGCUAACCGAGUGCAUGUUUCCUUCAGGGGGAAAGUAAAUACUUUGUAGCACAUUGAUAAUAAGCUUAGAGCACAUGAGAUUAGCACGAGUUGAUUGUUUCGUUUAAUUUUUGCAGUAUUUGUCUUGAGCUUGCCCAGUCAGAAAAUGGUAACUGAAACUCAUUAAAGGAAAAGUGGUUAUUGAAUUCUAAUUACAAAGUGUUGCAAACAGGACUGUAUCUCUUAAUCUGAUCAUGCGAGAAAAUUCCUUGACUGAAAUGCCUUAUCUGAGGACGAAUUUAUUCUCUUUUCAGCAGAACGCUGUUAUACAUUUUGAUGGGCCAUACAGUUCUUGUAUUCAGUCAGUUGUAUUCAAGUGAUUUCUUAGGAAAGUACUAUUUACAAUCAGCAUGAUGAAGUACUAGGGAGCUAAAGAAGUGAUGUGAAAGUUAGUAUUCCUUAGUGUAUUUUUGAAACCUCUCACCAUUAUGUUGUACACGACUUGACAACUAUUGUUUGUAUGGUAUGGUGUGCUUUUGAAUGAUAUUUACUGAAACACUAUUUUAAAAUCAACAAGGAAUUGAUUGUAACUAAUCUUACUGUCUACAAAUUGAUUUUAGUUGUAAAUGAAGUGCCUGAUGUGUUGAAAGAAAAGUCAGUGUCGGAUGAAACAACAGAGCAUUAUGAAUCUAAUCAUAAUAUUUAGAUUAUGUACUUUGUAAAAUCGUUUUUAUUUGAGAUGUUACACUAGUAAAAACUUUGCUAAGUAGUGAAAUGAUUUCAAAUGAUGACUUGUGUAUGAAUAUAGUACGCUUUGAAUUUUUUAAGCAUUUCAAGUUUGUUGCAUGGUUAUUUACAUUUACAUUACAUGUGACUUAUUGAAGUUUGACUCAAAAGUGCCGGCAACCAUCUUAUUGUCAAUCUAAGUUAUGAAUAUGUCAGUUUUAUUCGAGAUCUAAAUCUAAAGGGCUACGAUAGGUUUUUAUACGUUUUCAAACAGUAUUCAUGUAGAAUUUGUGUAUCACUGACAAACGAAUGUUGUAAUUUAUAUAAAUAAAUA
Acanthaster planci (crown-of-thorns starfish) is the source of this 3585-nucleotide messenger RNA. RefSeq names its product nanos homolog 1-like. NCBI's taxonomy places the organism in Eukaryota, Metazoa, Echinodermata, Asteroidea, Valvatida, Acanthasteridae. Gene Ontology annotation, molecular function: RNA binding; zinc ion binding. The record is from RefSeq and is a predicted model, not a curated record.